This is a messenger RNA of Emericellopsis cladophorae, 222 nucleotides long. RefSeq lists its product as uncharacterized. The transcript has a single exon. NCBI's taxonomy places the organism in Eukaryota, Fungi, Ascomycota, Sordariomycetes, Hypocreales, Bionectriaceae. The record is from RefSeq and is a predicted model, not a curated record. The coding region runs from base 1 to 222 and encodes 73 amino acids.
AUGGGACGCUAUCCUGAAGCGCCAGCCAGCAGUCUGUCUUUCAACUUUGGCUCCAAGCUAGAGUAUGGAAAACAGCUCGUGGACGCCAAGGGGAGACUCGGCCCCCCAGAGACGAUGAAGCUCAAAAUUGCGGACAAGACGAGACACCGUCCACUCGACGGCACACGGACCCAGACUUGGAUCCUGGACCUGACCCGCACAACUACCCCCGUCGAGUGGUAA